Messenger RNA from Polypterus senegalus (gray bichir), 1695 nucleotides. It is a transcript of the gene prdm14, whose product is annotated as PR domain containing 14. Lineage: Eukaryota; Metazoa; Chordata; Cladistia; Polypteriformes; Polypteridae. Gene Ontology annotation, biological process: regulation of transcription by RNA polymerase II. The record is from RefSeq and is a predicted model, not a curated record. The transcript is spliced from 8 exons. Gene Ontology annotation, cellular component: nucleus. Gene Ontology annotation, molecular function: protein binding; RNA polymerase II transcription regulatory region sequence-specific DNA binding. The coding region runs from base 13 to 1695 and encodes 560 amino acids.
GACCCCCCGUACAUGGAGGUGUUCAGAAACCCUCCGGCCAUCUUCAGUCCGCUCAAGUCUUUGGGGAGGCUCGUCUCGGACCCCAGCGCUGUCAUGCCUCUCUGCUUCAACGGCCCACCGUCUUUCCUUAACCCGCACCCCGUGCCAGCCUUCCACCAGCAGAUGUGCAGCCUUUUACCGACCCCACACAUACACCCCAAGCUCGAAAAUGGAAGGCUGUCGGCAUCCGCCGAACGACUCUGGGCUUCCCGGCAGGAAAGGGCCAGGAGCCCGAAAAGUGACAAAUUCUCACCGGUGGCUUCGUCUUUUAACGCCAAAGAGAAGGAGCGAUCUCUGCAAGAAGCGAGUCCAGUGUCCAGCAAAGGUCGGCCGUACAGCUUCAGCGAAGAAGACCUCCACGCCGUCCUGUACGGCUACACCAAGGCGAGCGACGAGCAACCCUUUGGACACGCCAUUUCGGGCCUGAGAAUCGUGGAUGGGACAGUUGCCGACUCGCAGCUCCAUGUGGAUGGCGACGCGCUUGAUCUGCCUGAAGGCUUGUCGGUGCUACAGACCGUGUAUGGAGGGGUGGUCCAAUACGGCAUUUUCUCUAUUAACGGGGUUAUCCCAAAAGGGGUGCGCUACGGGCCCUUUCAGGGCAAGGUGGUCAACACGAGCGAAAUCAAAACAUACGACGACAACACGCUGAUGUGGGAAAUUUUCGAAAACGGCCGCCUGAGCCACUUCAUCGAUGGCAGGGGGGCGAGCGGCAGCUGGAUGUCCAUAGUGAAGUGUGCCCGCUUCCCUGAAGAGCAGAACCUGACGGCGGUGCAAAGCCAGGGCCACAUCUACUACGAGACGUGCAAAGAGAUCGGGCCGAAGCAAGAGCUGCUGGUCUGGUACGGCGACUGUUACCUGCAGUUUCUGGGAAUCCCCCUCACGUUAAAGGACGUGGCCGACGGCAAGAGCUCACACAGCCGGCCUGAAGAAUCGGCAGAAGGGUUCAAGUGCGAACGCUGUGGUAAGGUGUUUGCGUACAAGUACUACCGGGACAAGCACCUCAAGUACACGCGCUGCGUGGACCAAGGAGACCGAAAGUUCCCCUGCCACCUGUGCUCGCGCUCCUUCGAGAAGCGCGACCGCCUGCGCAUCCACAUUCUGCACGUCCACGAGAAGCACCGGCCACACAAGUGCAACGUGUGUGGAAAAAGUUUUUCCCAGUCGUCCAGUCUGAACAAACACAUGCGUGUCCACUCUGGCGAGCGGCCCUACAAGUGUGUCUACUGCAAUAAGGCCUUCACCGCAUCAAGCAUCUUACGGACGCACAUCCGCCAGCAUUCGGGAGAAAAACCUUUCAAAUGUAAGCACUGUGGGAAGGCCUUUGCAUCACAUGCGGCCCAUGACAGUCAUGUUCGGCGCACCCACUGCAAAGACAAACCGUGCGUGUGUGAAGUGUGCGGGAGGACCUUCAGCGAGCUGCAGGAGCUCCAGUACCACAGCCGACUGCACACAGCAGGUCGAGCAGAUGCAGGCCCGAUGUGUGACAUCCGUGAUGCCUCCGUAACUUCAGACAGUUUGGAUGAAAGUCUUCUUUACAGCAUCCACGAAAGCAGCUCCAACAAGCAAGAUGUAUCUUUAAAAGACGAUGAUUAUUCGUUCAGAACAAACUCUGGUCUCACAGUCCCUCAACAGGACGGCUACAGACCUUGGAACUAA